Molecule: messenger RNA, 1887 nt
Organism: Gasterosteus aculeatus aculeatus (three-spined stickleback)
Lineage: Eukaryota; Metazoa; Chordata; Actinopteri; Perciformes; Gasterosteidae
Gene: pdss1
Product: prenyl (decaprenyl) diphosphate synthase, subunit 1
Biological process (GO): isoprenoid biosynthetic process; ubiquinone biosynthetic process
Cellular component (GO): mitochondrion; transferase complex
Molecular function (GO): prenyltransferase activity
Source: RefSeq, a predicted model, not a curated record
GGUGUGUUACCUAACCCGUCGUCCGUCGCCGUGUGACGCCCCGGCGGUACGGGAAACAUGGCGUCCCCGUGGCUCAGGCAGUGCAGGCGGUGGAGCACGAAGUGUACCGGCGCCGGGCUACUGGAGACCUUGAGGCGCGUCAACGGCCGGUCGGCGUCGUUCUCCGCGGCCUCCCUCUGGCGGACGCCGCGGAGCCCCGGGCCGGGGAGCGAGGGGCAGCAAUCGGCUUUACCGACACAGAUGCAACCAAAUACCUUUAACUCCAUCAGAUAUCUACCCAGGCGCAGUCCGCGGCUGCUGAAUCCGACCCUGCAGUCCUGCGGGUGCAGACGCAGCGCGCACACCGACGUGAAGCUAAAGGACCCCUUCACGUUAGCGCAGAAAGAUUUAACUAACUUAUACGAUGACAUCAGAAAGGAGCUGUUCGUAUCCAAAGAGGAGCUGAAGGUGCUGUGUGACUACUACUUCGAUGGCAAGGGGAAGGCCAUCCGGCCGAUGAUUGUUGUCCUCAUGGCCCGGGCACUCAACGCUCACAGCAACAGAUCCGGCGAUCUGCUGCCGGGGCAGAGGACCAUAGCGAUGAUCGCAGAAAUGAUCCACACCGCCAGCCUGGUGCACGACGACGUCAUAGACGGAUCAGAUAAACGGCGGGGAAAGAGAACCAUCAACGAGGUGUGGGGGGAAAAAAAGGCCAUCUUAGCCGGAGAUUUCAUCCUUUCAACGGCCUCCAUGGCCAUGGCUCGCAUUGGUGACAACACGGUCGUCAAGGUGAUGUCUCAGAUCAUGGAGGAUCUGGUGCGAGGGGAGUUCAUGCAGCUCGGCUCCAAGGAGAACGAGAACGAGCGAUUCAAACACUACCUGGAGAAAACCUUCAAGAAGACGGCGAGUCUAAUUGCAAACAGUUGUAAAGCAGUGUGCGUUCAGGUCACCUCUGAUCCUAAGGUUCAUGAAAUAGCCUACAAGUACGGGGAGAACGUUGGCAUCGCGUUUCAGCUGGUGGACGACGUGUUGGACUUCACAUCAGGAGCCAGUCACCUGGGGAAGCCCUCGGCUGUGGACCUCAAACUGGGCCUGGCCACUGGGCCGGUCCUCUUCGCCUGUCAACAGUUCCCUGAGCUCCAUUCGUUGAUCAUGAGACGCUUCAGCUCUGAAGGAGACAUCGAUCGAGCCUGGCAGUACGUCCUUCAGAGUGACGGCGUGCAGCAGACCCAAUUCCUGGCCCAGCGCUACUGUCAAGAAGCCAUCCGGCAGGUCAGCAUGCUGAGGCCGUCGGAGGAGCGAGACGCCCUCAUCAGGCUCACUGAGAUGGUGCUGACGAGGGACAAGUGAGGCUCCUCCGUCAGGCUGCGCCUCAGGCAGCUACCUGUGAACAGAGCAGCUCCCCACCAACUCGGGCGUUCACGCCGACUCAGCGUCAGAGGAAGAAAGGGUUGAUUUAAGAACAAUGGGAGUUUGGUUCAUAAGGAUCCCCGGUGCUGACUUGGUACAUACCAUAUUUAAAUAUAUAUAAAUACUGAUUUUAGUGCACAUCUGGAUUCAGGUUUCCUGAACGGCGACCGUGGUAAUCGUUUUGGGGGGGGGGGCAAAUGUUCUGAACUUAAAUGAAUGGCUGAGACUGAAAACUGCACUCACUCUUCACCCGAUUGAGUAAUGUGAUGUUGCGAGUCUGUCACGUGCCGGCGUUGUAAAAUGAGUGUAAUUCGAAACGCGGCAGAUGACAAAUCGGCGCGUCUGUUUGGGCCGACGUCAUUGUUUAAGAAACGUCCACACUCCCAACAGCCGUGCGUCUUCAUGUGCCACUUAAUCAAAGUGCCCUGAAACAACUACAGGCCUCAUCAUCCUCAAGGACUGUGUGAUCAAUAAACCCACAAUCAUGCUUUUUUUCAA